Homo sapiens (human) is the source of this 8644-nucleotide messenger RNA. RefSeq names its product myosin IE (gene MYO1E). Gene Ontology annotation, biological process: glomerular filtration; podocyte development; glomerular basement membrane development. The record is from RefSeq and is marked reviewed. Gene Ontology annotation, cellular component: adherens junction; anchoring junction; cytoplasm. Gene Ontology annotation, molecular function: cytoskeletal motor activity; ATP binding. The coding region runs from base 372 to 3698 and encodes 1108 amino acids. NCBI's taxonomy places the organism in Eukaryota, Metazoa, Chordata, Mammalia, Primates, Hominidae. The transcript is spliced from 28 exons.
GAGACUCAGCCAGAGGAGUACGGAUUAAGUGGCCGAAGAAAGAGGAGUGAGGCAGGGGAGCGAGGCGGACGCUCCGAGCGCAUCGGACUCACCUGGGCCGGCGGCGACCGGCGAGUACGAGUGGACUCUUGCCCUCCGCAGCAUGCGCCCCGCCUGCUAAGUCGCCGCCGUCUCGCCCUCACCUAGCACCGCCAAUCCCGCCUGGAUGGAGUCCCCUCUGGGUUCCCAUUGGCUCCUGUGAGUGCUUGGGUGUCGGGAGCCUGUUUUUGGCGAGGGGAACCAACUUUUGAAGUUCGCCCAGAAGACUGCGUUCCAGCCCCAGUUCCCCGGCAGCGGGACCCGGCGAAGACGCGACCGCGGCGCGAGUCACCAUGGGAAGCAAAGGUGUCUACCAGUACCACUGGCAAAGCCACAAUGUCAAGCACAGUGGUGUGGACGACAUGGUGCUACUGUCCAAGAUCACAGAGAACUCCAUCGUGGAGAAUCUGAAGAAGAGAUACAUGGAUGACUACAUUUUUACAUAUAUAGGAUCUGUAUUAAUCUCAGUCAACCCUUUCAAGCAGAUGCCAUAUUUUGGGGAAAAGGAAAUUGAAAUGUACCAAGGAGCGGCACAGUAUGAAAACCCACCACAUAUCUAUGCCCUUGCAGAUAAUAUGUACAGAAACAUGAUCAUUGACAGAGAGAACCAGUGCGUCAUUAUCAGUGGUGAAAGUGGUGCUGGAAAAACAGUGGCUGCCAAAUAUAUCAUGAGCUACAUCUCCAGAGUGUCUGGAGGAGGGACCAAAGUCCAGCACGUGAAGGACAUUAUCCUGCAGUCCAACCCGCUGCUGGAGGCCUUCGGGAACGCCAAGACCGUCCGGAACAACAACUCCAGCCGAUUUGGAAAAUACUUUGAAAUCCAGUUCAGUCCAGGUGGGGAACCAGAUGGUGGAAAGAUCUCCAACUUCCUUCUGGAAAAAUCUAGGGUGGUGAUGAGGAACCCAGGAGAGCGGAGUUUUCACAUAUUUUACCAGCUCAUCGAGGGCGCCUCUGCAGAGCAGAAACACAGCCUUGGCAUCACCAGCAUGGACUAUUAUUACUACCUGAGCCUCUCGGGCUCAUACAAGGUUGAUGACAUUGACGACAGGCGGGAGUUUCAGGAAACUCUGCACGCCAUGAAUGUGAUUGGGAUCUUUGCAGAAGAGCAAACGCUGGUGUUGCAGAUAGUGGCGGGUAUUCUCCACCUGGGAAACAUCAGCUUCAAAGAAGUUGGCAACUACGCGGCUGUGGAGAGUGAAGAGUUUUUAGCUUUUCCUGCAUAUCUGCUAGGGAUAAACCAGGACCGGUUGAAAGAAAAGCUAACAAGCCGGCAGAUGGAUAGCAAGUGGGGAGGCAAAUCCGAAUCCAUCCACGUGACCCUCAACGUAGAGCAGGCCUGUUACACCCGGGAUGCGCUCGCCAAGGCCCUGCACGCCCGGGUCUUUGAUUUCUUGGUAGAUUCCAUCAAUAAAGCCAUGGAGAAAGACCAUGAAGAAUACAACAUUGGCGUCCUAGACAUCUAUGGCUUUGAAAUAUUCCAGAAAAAUGGCUUUGAACAGUUUUGUAUCAAUUUUGUUAAUGAAAAACUGCAGCAGAUUUUUAUUGAACUGACAUUAAAGGCAGAACAGGAAGAAUAUGUUCAAGAGGGAAUAAGAUGGACACCCAUUGAGUACUUUAAUAAUAAAAUCGUAUGUGACCUCAUAGAGAACAAAGUGAACCCUCCUGGCAUCAUGAGCAUCCUGGAUGACGUGUGCGCCACGAUGCAUGCGGUGGGUGAGGGGGCAGAUCAGACGCUGCUCCAGAAACUUCAGAUGCAGAUUGGGAGUCAUGAGCACUUCAACAGUUGGAACCAAGGCUUCAUCAUUCAUCAUUAUGCUGGGAAGGUAUCCUAUGACAUGGAUGGCUUUUGUGAAAGGAACCGGGAUGUGCUUUUUAUGGAUCUCAUCGAGCUUAUGCAGAGCAGCGAGCUGCCUUUCAUAAAGUCUUUAUUUCCGGAAAAUCUGCAGGCUGACAAGAAAGGGCGCCCAACUACUGCCGGAAGCAAAAUAAAGAAACAAGCCAAUGACCUUGUGAGCACCCUGAUGAAAUGUACGCCCCACUACAUUCGCUGCAUCAAGCCAAACGAAACCAAGAAGCCCAGAGACUGGGAGGAAAGCAGGGUAAAGCAUCAAGUCGAAUAUUUGGGUCUGAAAGAGAACAUUCGAGUGAGAAGAGCUGGCUAUGCCUAUCGGCGCAUCUUCCAAAAAUUCCUACAGAGGUAUGCCAUUCUGACCAAAGCCACCUGGCCUUCUUGGCAGGGAGAGGAGAAGCAAGGCGUCCUGCACCUGCUGCAGUCGGUCAACAUGGACAGCGACCAGUUCCAGCUGGGGAGGAGUAAAGUGUUCAUCAAAGCCCCCGAGUCUCUAUUUCUUUUAGAAGAGAUGAGAGAGAGAAAGUAUGAUGGGUAUGCUCGAGUGAUACAGAAAUCAUGGAGGAAAUUCGUGGCCCGGAAGAAAUACGUUCAAAUGAGAGAAGAAGCCUCAGACCUCUUAUUGAACAAGAAGGAGAGAAGGAGAAACAGUAUUAACAGGAACUUUAUAGGGGAUUAUAUUGGGAUGGAAGAGCACCCAGAACUCCAGCAGUUCGUGGGCAAGAGGGAGAAGAUUGAUUUCGCAGACACAGUCACCAAGUAUGACAGGAGGUUCAAGGGUGUAAAGCGAGACCUGCUCCUUACCCCAAAGUGCUUGUACUUAAUCGGACGAGAAAAAGUCAAACAGGGCCCAGACAAGGGCCUGGUGAAAGAAGUCCUGAAGCGGAAAAUCGAGAUAGAACGGAUCUUGUCUGUGUCCCUCAGUACUAUGCAGGAUGACAUUUUUAUUCUCCAUGAGCAAGAGUAUGACAGUUUGCUUGAAUCUGUCUUCAAAACUGAAUUCCUAAGCCUCUUAGCAAAGCGUUACGAGGAGAAGACCCAGAAGCAACUACCUCUGAAAUUCAGCAAUACGCUUGAACUGAAGUUGAAAAAGGAAAACUGGGGCCCCUGGAGUGCAGGGGGCUCCCGGCAAGUGCAGUUCCACCAAGGGUUUGGGGACCUGGCUGUCCUCAAGCCCAGUAACAAAGUGCUGCAGGUCAGCAUCGGACCUGGACUGCCCAAGAACUCCCGUCCUACCAGAAGGAACACUACCCAAAAUACAGGUUAUUCCAGUGGGACUCAAAAUGCCAACUACCCAGUGAGAGCUGCCCCUCCUCCCCCAGGAUACCAUCAGAACGGAGUCAUCAGAAACCAGUAUGUGCCAUAUCCCCAUGCUCCUGGAAGCCAGAGGUCCAAUCAGAAAAGCCUGUACACCUCCAUGGCCCGCCCGCCCUUGCCUCGGCAGCAGUCUACCAGUUCAGACCGAGUGUCACAGACGCCAGAGAGCCUGGAUUUCCUCAAGGUCCCGGACCAGGGAGCUGCAGGGGUCAGGAGACAAACAACCAGUCGGCCUCCCCCAGCAGGGGGCAGACCCAAGCCCCAGCCCAAGCCCAAGCCUCAGGUGCCACAGUGCAAGGCUUUGUAUGCCUAUGACGCUCAGGACACAGACGAACUCAGCUUUAAUGCCAAUGACAUUAUUGAUAUUAUCAAAGAAGAUCCUUCUGGCUGGUGGACGGGUCGACUACGAGGCAAGCAGGGCCUGUUCCCCAACAACUAUGUGACCAAGAUCUGAGGUGCCCGUGACUCUGACACAUGGGGCAGAGGAGCUCCAGGCACAGACCAGGGGAGGGGAUAUUUAGGGGCUCCCCUUACAAUCCACAAUGAGCAAUUGCUUCUCCAAGGCCUGGAGCUAUUCUGGUACCUUCCCCAUGGAGGACACUGAAAAGGCUGGGUUGGGGACAGGGAGUAUCACUCCAUAAGUGAUCCUAAAAGGUAGCCUCUUCAUAGGAACCCAGGAGGACAAAACCACCAUGCAUUAAGAUUUAUUUAUUGUAUUUAAACCUGGUGAGAGGACAAGUGAGGUCUGCUCAGACCUUGUAGGCUUCUAUCAAAACAGCACCCUGCUUGCUCACCAGGCCUAGAGAAUGGCUGUAGGUGGCCGCUGACAAGUGCCUUUAGUUGAAGAGCACAUUUCUUUCAUCUCUCUUGUCCAUACCUGAUAGACACAUUCCUCUCUGCCACCUUCCUUCAGGGAGGACCCGCCCUCUGCAGACUGGGCUUAGCGUGAGCAGGCACUUCCCAUGUACGUGCCAAGGGUAAGCUGGCCUGCUGAGCCCAGGGCGACAGAGGGGCACUGGUUUACACUUUGCCGGGACCAUCAGGGCCGCCAAGCAGGUCAGGGGCUGGGGGCUGGGGGCUGGGCUGCUGGCUUUGCUUUCUCUGGGUCUUCAAUUAGAAUGUGGCUGGCCCAUAUUGGUUUGUGUUUAAAUGCUGUACUUACUACAAGAAGGAUCUUUUUUCAAGCUGUACAUUUAUAAAAACAGAUCAUAUACUGUAUAUAUAAAAAUCUUGAGAUGGUAGAAACAUGUAUGAAUGUACUAAGUAGUAUUCCACUGUACUCAUUCAUAAGGUAGGUUUUCUUACAAAACUCACACCAGGUACUUAAAGAUGUGCUCUGCUUUUUUCCAACUACGGAGUGUCACUGCUUUCUAGGUCAGUCCCUGCAGACUCUUCUCAACUCUUUCCCUAUAGGAAACUUACUCCGCGUCCUGCCCCCACCUCCUAAAUAAAUAAAGGAAUCGGCGAACACCUUCUUCUUUUAUGACAUUUGUUAUGGGUUGAAUUGUGUGCCUCCAAAGAAGAUGUUGGAGUCCCAGCCACCAGUACCUCACAAUAUGACCUUAUUUGGAAAUAGAGUCUUUAUGGAGCAAACAAACAAAACUAAUUAAAAUGAAGUCAUUAGAGUGGGUCUUAAUCCAAUAUAAUGGUGUCCUGAUGAAAAGGGGAAAUUUGGACACAGAGACCAACAUGCCAGAGGAAAGACCAUGUGAAAAGGCAGGGAGAAGACAGCCAUUCACAAGCCCUGGACAGAGGCCUGGAACAGAUUCUCCCUCACACCCUCACAAGGAACCAGCCCUGCCCACCUUGGUCUUGGACUUCCAACCUCCAGAACUGUGAGGCAAUACAUUUCGCUGUUUAAGCCACUCGGUUUGUGGUAGUUUGUUACGGCAGCCCUAACAAACUAAAACAAUGUUUUCUUGCCAUAAUAGUGAAAAGCUGGAAUCAGUGUAAUGCCCAUCAAUAAUGGAAUGGUUGUAAGUAGAGACUGCCAUUUCUCUACCUUUCCUCCUCUGGGUGCCAUAGCCAUUCUUAAGCUACUGGUAACUUAGAGUUUGAGCAGCAUACACCUUUGAGGCUUUCAGGAUCCUCAAGUCCAUGGGAAAAAAUUAUCAGGGCUUACGUAUAAGGGAAAAAAAUUGAUCUAGAUUUGAAACGAAGAUACAUUUAAUUCUGCUGUGUUUUACUUCAAGAACAGGGAGCAAACUCCAUUCUGUAACAGUAACGAAUAAUGUUAAAAGGCUACUUCAGUUCCAUGUUGCGACCAGAGAGGAAAGUAGAGCCAUGAUGCGGUGAGUUGAGGAAAGGUAAUCCUGUUGACACUAGUGGUCUCUAAAGUACUUUCACAUUCAUGGACUCCCCGCAGUGGGAGGAAGAUACCACCAGAACUGGGACAGAGGAGCAUGCUGGAGUCCCCACAGCCACCAGCACUCAGGCUGCGUUCUCAGGGCAGGAACACCAGGACCAUCUUCCCUUGUUAUCAUAAGCCCCUGGCUGGCUGGGACAAGCCUUUGUUUUUCCUCCUGAUUGAUUGAUUGGCAUUUUACACUUGUGUGUAACUGGGAACCAUCGGGCUCUAGGUCACAAAACAGGGACUGAGUUAAACCCCCACGAGUAACACCCUCAUCCAUGGAAAUCACAGACCAAGCCCUUAGCACCUGCAUCGUGUGCCCAGCCAGUGCCAGGCUCAAGGAGAUGCCCAACAAAUGGUGCUGAAAUAGGUAAGUGACCCACAGGGGAAGGAGACUUAGAUCUGCGUAGAGAUGCUGAAAUGCUGACACUAUUAAGAAAAGUUUGGAGAAAUAGUGGUUUAUCUUAAACUUAUUUGUAUAUAUUUAGAAAUUCAACAUGGGGACUACCAGAAAAAUCUGGGAUAAAUAACAUUUCCCUUUUUUUCCUAAUUAAAAAGUCUUCAGAAAAAUGUCUUUUUUCCCUUUAAGACACUAACCUGGGUUUCCUCUAGUCUGUGGAUCUAGCCUGGCCUGCCAUUUUGUUCACUGUGCAGUUAAGCAAAUAUGACCACUUUAGGAGUCACUUACCAGGAAAGAACAUACAGAAGAUCAAGGGGCCACCCCCACCUUCUGGAACUUGCCAUCCUGUUUGAAAUAAGGGGUGUUCAUGUGCACACACAGCAACGUGUAUAGCAGUAUCAAACACAGUAUAAAAAUGUGACAUCCCUUCAACCAAAGGUUUUAAGUAACCAGGAACUAAAUGAGAAGGCCUGACUGUGUACCCUAGGGUAGAGGUGUUCAAGCUUUAGUUGUAGAAGAGAGAGAGACAGAGGUCUGUAUAAGGGUGGUAUCCACUCUACUGAUGGCCGUCUGUGAGACAGAGAGAGGCUGAUCUGAAACUCCUGGGAUCAAACGAUCCUCCUGCCUCAGCCUCUCAAAGUGCUGGGAUUAUGGGCAAGAGCCACCGUACCUGGCCAACUGGCUUAAAGACAUGCAAAAGGGCCGUCUCUUCCACAGUGUUUUGUGAAACAAUACAGAGACAUGUGGAGAGGACAAAGGGUGAAGCCUUCUUGAAUAAGCUUGCUCCCCAACCAUGAAGGAUGCCAACCCACUGACCUCCCAACGUGUGGUCCCAGCCCAUCGUAAUCAAACCUGACUCCCCACUACUACCAAGUCCAGCCCAAUGAAGGUAGAAAAGCAUCGUGCAGUUUCCUCCUUAAAGGACCUGCCCUGUGUGCACACCAUGUCCACCAAUAUUCUGCUGGCCAGAGCUUAGUCAUGUGGCCUCAACUCAAGGGGGCUGGAGGUCUCUGCACAGAGCUGUCUCAGCAGCUUACCCAGAGCACCAGAGUGACAGCGGGCUCCUGCCAGGUGGAAGUGUUCACAAAAAUGAGUAAGAGAAAAUAUGGAUGUGCCUUUAUGAAUUACAAACUCCAUGGGCUUCCAUAGAGCAUGGCUUUUACAUAAUCUAAAUUCCUUCUCUUUGCGACUCCCUCCUGAACUCAUCCCCAGACCCUCCCUGAGUGGAGCUGGUCACACCAAGUCAGCCUGUGCCUCUAGUUGCUACCAUUUCUUUUAUAGGUGUUGUCCCAGUUAAGAUUUCACUGGCAGUAGGGCUGGAUUCUGGUUUCCAGGGCAAUCAAGAGCAGAGCAUGAACGGUGCGUCUUUGGUAGACAAUUUAACUCUGUGUUUCUGGCACCCCUCACUUUUGUGAUCAAAAGAAAGACCAGAGGAGCCUUUCUGCAAUUCUGCCCUCUUUCCCUGUUUUGCUUUUCUCCCAAGGCCUAGCUGAUUGAUUGCAGUUCUUUCUGGAUUUAGUAACUUGGUUUUAUUCCUACCCACUAAUCUUGAUGUCUUUUUCCCUACUAGAUCAUACCUUUCCACUCUGAGCACCCUUUCUAACAAGAAGACUGGCUCAGUAUGGUUCACUAGGUCGCCCAAGGUCACACAGUUCUUCCCUGGGGGAGCCAUCACAGGAACUCUGAGUCAAAGGCCUGUGCGUUUUUAUUUUCAGACAGCACCUCACUUUGUCACCCAGACUAGAGAACAGUGGUGCGAUCAUGCCUUACUGCAGUCUCAAACUCCAGGGCUCAGGUGAUCCUCCCACCUCAGCCUCCCAAGUAGCUGGGACCACAAGCAUGUGCCACCACAUUCGGCUAAUUAUUUGUACAGAUGGGGUCUCCCUGUGUUGCCCAGCUGGUCUCAAAGCUCUGGGCUCAAGCAGUCUUCCCGCCUUGGCCUCCCAAAAUUCUGGGAUUACAAGCAUGAGCCACUGUGCCCAAAAGGCCUGUGCUUUUAAUCAUUUUCUCCAAUUCAACAGAUAUUUAGUAAUGUGAUGGUCUACUGUGUCAGCCUUUCAACUUCCAAUAUCUUCCUCUCAGAACAUAAAAGUCUAUUUAAAAAGAGAGAGAGAAGAAAACUCACGCAUAAAACUCAACAGCUAGAAACUUGUAAGCUCCUUUAAUGGGCAGGAGCUCCAUCUAACAAAUCUGAAUCCUCUGAUUCAUCUCUUUCCAAGACCAUUAACCUUCUCUUUAAAAUAAUUAACAGCUAUGUUCAAGUAUCUUCUUCACACUAGAAGCUAUACUAAGUGCUUGGCAUACUUUACUUAGCACCACCCUAUGAGGGAGACACUCUUAUCCCCACUUCACAGGUACAGAAACUAAAGUAUAGAGAUCACCACUACUUAAAAUCAAACCCAAAGCACCCACGUUCAGAGUUAGUGCUCUUCUAUACUAUGGAUACAUCAUCUCAUUUUUAAUUUCCGUGUUUUUAUGAUAUGGUUUCUACUUCUGCCACUCAUUUCCCAUUUAUGACAUUUUAGUUUGGGGUGCCUGCUGUGCCAUCUAAGAAAGUAUCUUAAAGGUCUUUUUUUAUGACAUCCUGGAAGAAUUUCCUAAGUCAGGACAUUUAAUAUUUAACUAAGUAAAAUAUGUAAUAAGGAAGCUA